Molecule: messenger RNA, 3309 nt
Organism: Oryzias latipes (Japanese medaka)
Lineage: Eukaryota; Metazoa; Chordata; Actinopteri; Beloniformes; Adrianichthyidae
Gene: nfe2
Product: nuclear factor, erythroid 2
Biological process (GO): regulation of transcription by RNA polymerase II
Cellular component (GO): nucleus
Molecular function (GO): RNA polymerase II cis-regulatory region sequence-specific DNA binding; DNA-binding transcription factor activity, RNA polymerase II-specific
Source: RefSeq, a predicted model, not a curated record
UCCUGGUGAUGGAUCUUAAUGAUCACUUGCUAUGUAAGACACGCUCCCCUUCAUUCUCCCCCUUCCUUCUCUUCCCUUGCAGUUGCUCUGCCAAAUAGAAGAACAAUGUGGUCUUUCUUACCUGUCGGAGGGUGUACAUUCCAUCCCUGCUAAACCAAGACUCAAUCCUGCCUCAAAGCCACUUCUGCUUGAGCAGGGCCCUCACUGCCAUGCUUGCUCUGACUCCAGGUGCUCCACAUCACACUCUUUUGGAAGGACAUUGUUCUGGCCGGUUCUAAGACAACCAUUUGGCUCGCUUCUCUUUACGUUCUUUACGUUUCAGCGUUAAAUCUCUUUUUUACCUGUUUUGUUUUUAGAAAACUGGAAUCCAAAUAAUUUACAGUGUUUUGGGGGAAUUUGUAAGCAGCUACCUUUUUCUCAGAGGAAAGACAUUUUUUGUGGUGUGUGCCAGACUGUUGGUUUGUGGUUUGUAAUGUGGGCAAAGGGGAAAUUUGGAGGUUGGAGUGCAAGCUUAAGGAUACAAUAGUGUAAAAAAAAAAAAGAAAAAAAGAUGGUGUGGGUGCUUUACAGGAAGGUUGCGUUUGUCUGCACAGAGCCAUCCCAUUUAUGCUGGUGGCUGCAGAGAAGCCUAACAGGGAGAGACAGAGUUGAAUAGGACUCAGAGCAAGAGGCCCUGAGCCUUGUACCCUCCUGUACUAUGUUUGAACGGCUCUAACAUUUUUACCUUGUAUUUUUUCAAACCAAAAGGAUCCUGCUGAACACCUGAUUUUAUUUUUAAUUUUUACCUAUCAACUGUUGAAGAUGCGGAGAUUCUUGCUCAGGUUGAUUGUUUGCUGCAGACUUCUCUGAAUGUGUUCAACGGUCAAUUAUAUUCUCCCUCUGAGGAGAAACUGUGACGUAGUGGCUACUUCUGGCAGGCUAUGUGGGGGGUUGUCCAUUUCAGCUAAUUUCCCUGGAGAUAGGCCCAAUGGACAGCCGCAGGACGCCGAAAUGGAUGUUGCUUGGCAGGAGUUGAUGGCAAUAACAGAGCUGCAGGAGUUCGAAGUACCAACUGAUGCCUCCUAUGAAGCAACUCAGUACCAGACUACUGACCCCACAGGAGAAUAUGGCAUGGCUCAGUCUCACUCUGAACCCCCUCCUGCAACUUGUGAGCUGAGCACUGCCAGGACGUAUGCUGGAUGUUACUCUGAAGAAGUGUCUCACUGCCAUCCUCUGGGCGGCAGGGCAACAUAUGAAAACUCUCAGACUAGUCAGCGAAUGAUCUCCAUGCCCGCUCAAACUCUGCCGUCUCCUGGAAACAUGUUGGGGACAAGUCAUGGACACAGGAGAACUAAUGCCCGUCUUUCUCCGGGUUCAAGUCGACACAUGCUUUGGACAGCACAUGGCCAAAACAUGCAUGGCCGCAUGGCUGAUGGUCUGGAGUCAGAGGCUGGUCUUUCUUUGGGAUCAAGUCCACCUUUGACAUCUCCACUAAAUCCAGUGGGUGCUGCACAAGGUUACCAUAAUGUAGAAAUAAAUGUGCCUUACAGUGAUGUUAACUCAGGCAACAUUAAUGAUCAUACCAGGAGAGCACAUAUCAGUUAUUCAAUGGACUACCAAGGUCCAAAUCACUCAUAUUUUGACUCAGGUGUAAAUCCGUAUUUUUCUUCUCAAAAUUCCUCUCACUCCCAGCCAUGUGCCACAACUCAUUCAGCGAGACAGCAGCACAACACAGUUGCUUCAUGUGAACGGUAUAAUGAAUUAACCAGCAGGGGGAGCUCUCAGCAUAAGUACUCAAAGCCACACACGGGCCUUUCCAGUUCUGCUCCACUUAGCAGGGAUGAGCGGAGGGCCAUGGCUUUGAAAAUUCCCUUCCCUUUGGAUAAAAUUAUCAAUCUACAAGUGGAUGAUUUCAACGAGCUGCUGACUCAGUAUACUCUGACCGACACUCAACUUGCACUGGUCAGAGACAUCAGACGGAGGGGAAAGAACAAGGUGGCAGCUCAGAACUGCAGGAAGAGGAAGCUGGAGAGCAUCAUUCAUCUGGAAAGAGAACUGAACCAGCUGCAGGUGCAAAGAGAACACCUCACACAGGAAAGGCUAGAGUUCCAGCGCAGCCUGGGCUUUGUCAAGUGCCGUCUGAGAGACCUUUAUGCAGAAGUGUUUUCUCACUUGCGAGACGAAGAUGGACAACCUUACUCAAUAGAUGAGUAUUCUCUCCAGCAAACACCCGAUGGGAAAAUUUAUUUGGUACCUCAUACGAUGGAAGCAAGAGAUCAGUGCUGAAUAUAAGGACUCGUCUGUGCUUUGGAAGUGUUUUUACUUUUCGUGCCAAUCUCAGUUUGUGGUUAAACUAAGUUUACGGUGACACACAAGACCAAUGUUUAUAAUAAAAAACACACAAAGUGUUGAUAAAAUAUUUUAUUUAAAAAAAGAAUAAAAAAGUAAAAAUCAAACUGCACAGCAGUUUUAAGCACUGUAAAAAAAAAUUUAAAAAGAAUACUUCAGCGUUAGCACGACAGUUCAGCUAACCUGUGGAAGAAAAUAAUCUUUGUUCAAUAAAUAUUGCCACAAACCAACCAGCAGAUUCACUUUCUUGUACCUGGGCCAUUCUCACAGAAAUGAUGUUUUUGUAGUGCUGGAUACCGCUGGAAAUCACCUGAAAUGCAAAACAAAAUAAAAGUAUAAGGCAUUGCUCAAAGGUAACCUGUAUUGACUGCAUGCAAAUUACAGUGGACCUCUUUGCACUGCAAGAGAUCAAUUUUUGAUCAAGUGGUAUUUUUUUUAGCCAUGUCAUUACUGGGCUACAAAACUCACUACCAGCUUAAAAGGCAAAAAGAGAAAACACCAUCAGUAGUUGAAAGUCUGGUCUUACCUACAGACAGCAUUUAAGCCUUUUGGUAGCUGCUGCCUGCUAGCCUCAGGCUUCUGCUCUCACUCUCCCCUGCUUCAAUGAUCCUGGCGAUGGCUUUGCUACUUCUCUCCCUUAGCUUGCUUCCAUGGCUAGCCUCAUAGACUUUGCAUGUAAGCUAGCCUCCUCGAGAUGAUCUUUGCAGAAUUCGAAGUUGUCUGAGCCAAGUCACGGCCUUUUUGAAGAUAACAUUUGCGCACCACUGGGAAAUUGCCUUUUCCAGAGCUUGACAAAAAGUGGCCCUUUUCCCCGUUUAAGUGUCAACCCUCCCUUCACCCAGACCACUAAAGAGGCUAACGAGACUUUAUAAAAAACUGAAAGGUGGUUUAUUUCAGAUUGAGUUGAUGCAGUUACAAAUAAAAACCAGACUUAAAGAUAAACAUAAAACCCUCAUUGGAAUGCUUGCUUUCCAAAAAAAA